AACAACCGAUGUUCUCCGAAUUUACAAAUGAAAUACGUUCAUUCAACCCCGCUCAAGUCUCACACAAAACUCAGUAUGUUGUCAUUAUCAGAUCUGAAAGAACCGAAGUUGGUAUGGGAGAUCCAAAAGUACUUUGGGGUUAGGACAAAAACCGCAAAAUCCAAUAACAGCAAUGAAGAAACUGAUAACAGUUACGUGAUAACAAAUAAAUUCUGGUACUAUUUGUUUGUUUUUGGGACGGCACUUGGAGAUGAAGCUUUUUAUUCAUCAUUUAUACCAUUUUGGUUUUGGAAUAUUGAUGGGGCUGUAGGGCGCAGGGUUGUUCUAAUUUGGACCAUAGUCAUGUACAUAGGUCAAGCUGUCAAAGAUAUAAUCAGAUGGCCGAGACCAGGCCCUCCAGUUUUAAGGCUCCAAAACAAAUGGUCUUUGGAAUAUGGGAUGCCUUCGACCCAUGCUAUGGUUGCUGUGGCCUUUCCAUUCUCAUUUCUGUUGUGUACAAUGAAUAGGUAUCAGUACAACAUUCCUCUAGGCAUGGUUAUUGCAGUUUUGUGGUGUUCUAUUAUAUGCCUAAGUAGGCUAUACUUAGGCAUGCAUUCAGUUUUGGAUGUCGUCGCGGGUUUAGCCCUAACGGUCUUAAUAAUGACUCCGCUUAUACCCAUUGUUGAUUAUUUAGACAAUUAUUUACUAACAGACCCCACGUCCCCCUUUCUUUUGUUAGUUGUUUCCAUUCUUAUGAUUGUUUAUUAUCCAAACAGUGGCAAAUGGACCCCAACAAGGGGCGACACUACAAUGAUUCUUUCCGUUUGUGUGGGAAUUCACUGCGGGGCUUGGCUGAACUACCAAUUGGGAAUAAUGACGACUUCAGAUUUGACACCACCGUAUGCUAUCAUGUGGCCUUCUUACACUAUGUUAGGUUGUACCAUCUUACGCACAAUAAUCGGGUUUGCUUUGGUUCUUUUAACUAGAUCCGUAUCUAAAAGUGCGUCAUACAACUUCAUUUGUGCUAUUUUAAAAGAAGAUGUCGAUGUCUUGAAAAAGUCUGAUAAUUCGCUGACUAAUAAGCACAAAACCAUUGUCGAUUUGGGUUGCAAAUACAUCACUUGUGGGAUGAUCGGGUUCAAUGCCCUUUAUUUGAUUCCACAAUUAUUUAGAUAUUUGCGAAUUGAAAGACCGACGUUUUUUACUGAGAUUUGAUAGUUAAUGUGAUUUUGUUUUAUUUAUUUUUUAUUUAAUUUUUUUGACUAUUUGUUGUCAAUGAUCUAUAACUUUUAUUAUACACUGUUUUAAUUCAUUGUAGUAGAUUUGAAUUUUCGCUAUAGCUAAGAUCACGAUCCUAAAAUAGUCUAUUUUACGAUCGUGAGUAAGACAAUCGGUAAAACCACUGUUCAGUACAUAUCAUUUUUUCUGCUGGCAUUGCUCAAGUAAUUACAGUAAAAAAUUAGGGCUUAAAAGUGCGACAGGCUUGUGAUAAAGUAAUACAAACAACAAUUUCAUAACGUCAUAGCGUACUUAGGUAAAUUUCAUAAUCAAUUUUUAUUGUAAUUAAAUUUAUUGUAAAAAUAUUUAACAAUUCCAAUUCCAUUAUGCAAUAAUUAACCUCCCACGAGGGGCAUUGUUACUGUUAAAACCUAAAAUAAAAAUAAUGAAAUGAUUA
This is a messenger RNA of Tribolium madens (black flour beetle), 1654 nucleotides long. RefSeq names its product sphingosine-1-phosphate phosphatase 1-like. NCBI's taxonomy places the organism in Eukaryota, Metazoa, Arthropoda, Insecta, Coleoptera, Tenebrionidae. Gene Ontology annotation, molecular function: sphingosine-1-phosphate phosphatase activity. Gene Ontology annotation, biological process: phospholipid dephosphorylation; sphingosine metabolic process. The coding region runs from base 28 to 1194 and encodes 388 amino acids. The record is from RefSeq and is a predicted model, not a curated record. The transcript has 5 exons. Gene Ontology annotation, cellular component: endoplasmic reticulum membrane.